Messenger RNA from Salvelinus sp. IW2-2015, 1102 nucleotides. The record is from RefSeq and is a predicted model, not a curated record. Lineage: Eukaryota; Metazoa; Chordata; Actinopteri; Salmoniformes; Salmonidae.
ACAAUUCUUAAGAGUAGAGUUUGGAAAGAAAACACAGAGCUUCCAAGAGGUGAAGAAAGUGAAGAGACUAAUGGAGCUGAGUGCUUCUGUUUGUCAGGUGAGAAUUGAAGGGACAGCAAAAGGAACUGGCUUCCUUCUGUUUGACAAGUUCAUCCUUACAAACGCCCAUGUUGUCCAUCAAAUCUAUGAGCCGAUAACUAACACGCUGCAACAAUCAGUAACGGUCACGUUUGACUUUGAAGACCUGGGUGAGAAAACGCAGCAGAUACCAGUGAAAAGUGAGGUUGUAGCCUAUGGAAAAGUUGAUUCUGGGAAUCUUGACUUUGCUUUGCUGGAGCUUAGCUCAGAUCCUCACCUCACCUUGCCUUUAAGCUUGCUUGACAGCUUCAGCUUUCCGUCUCUAGAGGGUGGAAUCUGCAUCAUCGGCCACCCUGAGGGCGGGGUGAAAAAGACAGACCCCUGCUUUAUCAUUCAACAUGGAGAUCGUAAACAAGCUGUAGAAAAACAUGUAACAGAAAAUAAGGAAUUCUUUUAUGUCAUAAACAACAGAUAUUUUGAGGAGAACUGUGACAUCACACAUCUCCUGAGGGACACAGAGAAGAUUACCUAUGACAGCUGUUUCUUUCACGGUGCCUCUGGCUCUCCAGUCUUCAAUGAGUACUGCCAGCUGAUAGCUAUGCAUACAGCAGGCUACUCCUACCAGGGUAAAAGAGGGAAAACCCAGAGUAUCAUAGAGUAUGCCAUCCCCCUGUCAGGCAUACUUGAGGAGAUCAUCAUCCAAGCGGUGCGUAGGAAAAGAGUUGAUGUGCUACAGGGAUUCCUGAGCCACAGGAGUCAGAAAUUUGACGUAGUGAUGGAAAGAGUCAAGACACAGUCUGAUAAUGCCAGCCUGGUCAAGGCAUUUCAGGAGAAGCUGCCGUCCAAAAGGAACACUUCAGCUACAGAUCAGAGAGAGCAGAGAACCUUCCACCACUUCCUCUUUGAUAAAGACGAUGCCACAGGUGUCGAAGCCAUGGAGGUGGAUGAUGACCAGUGGUGGAAAAAGUGCCCAGUUGUCAUAUUUGAGUAAAAGUAAAGAUACCUUAAUAGAAAGUGACUCAAG